This is a messenger RNA of Iphiclides podalirius (scarce swallowtail), 543 nucleotides long. NCBI's taxonomy places the organism in Eukaryota, Metazoa, Arthropoda, Insecta, Lepidoptera, Papilionidae. The record is from the annotation of a GenBank genome assembly.
AUGGGCUCAAUUGUUAGAGCAGUCUAUACUUUCACUAAACAUGCAAUUAUAUCAACAUCAGUACGCGCUCUUUCAACAACGAGGCCACUAAAGUUAAAACAGCUACGAGAACACAAAGAAGGCUCUACGUUGGUAGUGGAAGGUGUUACAGUAGCGUCUCCAAGGUCAGGUUUACUUGUUCGCGCUGAAGAUCUCUCUGGAUAUGAGCCGCCACCAAACAACGGAACCCAGGAAAAACCAUGUUACAUGUGUGCACUGGGUCUAGAUGUAAAACACACUGAUGUUCUUAUCCUAAGCCAGUUUGUGAGAUCAGACGGCUGCAUGCUACCUAGACGCAUCACUGGAUUAUGUAGUCGACAGCAGAAAAAGAUCGGCAAACUAGUCACAAUGGCGCAGAAAGCAGGUCUUAUGAUAAACCUUACACCUUCUAACUGCAACAAAAAUCCAAGGAAGAGGAGAGACUACAAAAAGUUCAACACAUACUUUGAUGAGAAGACAAUAUUCAUGUGGCGGAUUCCAAAGCCUACUGAUAAGUUCAAGCGU